This is a messenger RNA of Soboliphyme baturini, 564 nucleotides long. The record is from the annotation of a GenBank genome assembly. NCBI's taxonomy places the organism in Eukaryota, Metazoa, Nematoda, Enoplea, Dioctophymatida, Soboliphymatidae.
AUGUCUGUUCCCGCCACUAGCGAAACAGUUCCUCUUCUGGUUGUACUGACAGUUCUGGUGCUGAACUUUCACCAUCGCACCGGCGAGAUCUACCAUAUGUCUCCGUUCAUUCGGCUUGUGUUCCUCAACUGGCUACCAUGGAUCCUAAUGAUGAAGCGGCCAGGAAGAAGCUUUAGCCGCCGUAGCGUGCAGAAGGCACGUGAACUGAAGAGCAUGGCACUGCACGAACGCCUGUCACGGUCGCUGAUGGCCAACGUACUGGAUGUCGACGAGCACCCAGUGUUCUGCACCGAAAAACGCAAAGUUGAGCCAGUCUACAGUACCCCGCUAGACGACUACAAACAACGACACGAUUCACAGUACCGAAAGGAGCUGAUGUUGAUCCUCAAGGAACUUCGUUACAUCACCGAACGAAUGCACAAGGAAGACGAGGACCAUGAAAUCAUAGUCGACUGGAAGUUCGCCGCGAUGGUCAUCGACCGAUUAUGCCUAAUCGUUUUUACCAUGUUUCUGUUUGUCGGCACAUGUGCGAUCAUCUUCGCUGCUCCUCAUGUGGUGGCUUAG